GCAAUUCCUAUCAGUCUAAGCAAAUGGCGUCGUACGGGUGGAUAUCGUUGCGUCAAAUUUCACAAAUCAUGAAUGAAUUCUAAGUGCGGCCGCGCAUUUCUCAUGAAUUGAAGGGAUAAUCAGUUCCGUAAUUUUGCGACAAGACGCAUAUCAAACAAUGAACGAAGUAAGUGGGGGAAAGCAAGAUAUACCCAAUACCUCGAAUUGGGAGACCCAAUCGAUGUCAUCGUUACCAGCUAUGCAUCAUCACCAUCAAGCACUGCAGCAGGAUGCAAAUUCCACAGUGGCGCAAGUUAUAGUUCCCACACCUGUGAAACUACAAACACCCAUAUUAACACCAGCGCAGACUGUAGCUGACCACUGUCCUCAAAUUGGUCACAUACAACAACCACCCCUGAUAGCUCAGAGUACGCCACCGGGAAGCUUUCCAGAACUUGAGUUAUCUGUAGAACUUCAGCAACAAGGUUGGAAGAAGUUUUGGAGUAAACGAGAAAGUCGGCCAUAUUUCUGGAAUAAGUUGACCGGAGAAUCUCUGUGGGUGGUACCUUCCCUGAAACCUCAGUUUGAUCCAAUUACGGAUCCGCUUGGUAUCUGCGGCGUGCCACCUCCACCUGGAAAUGGAACCAUUCCACCUGGUACACCAGGUGGUGCAUUGAAGCGGAGAGCAUCGGAAGACGGGGCUGCUGCGCCAGCAAAGAAAUUUAUAUUGGCGGGCCCUUGGGACCUGGAUAUAUUCACAAAUGUUGUAAUAUACGAGAGAGCGCCAUCAAGUUUGCCGCAUGUUCAUCCCGAGGUGGAAGCUCUGCGCUGUGCAUUAUUGGCGAAAUUACGGCAAUGUUAUCAAGAAUUAUGUCACACUCGUGAAUGUAUAGACGCGCCGAAAGAUUCUUUCAAUAGGUGGUUGAUGGAACGGAAGGUCAUUGACUGCGGCUCGGAUCCGCUGCUGCCGAGUCAAUGCUUCCCCGAAAUUUCCAUGUCCAUGUAUCGCGAGAUCAUGAACGACAUUCCUAUCAAACUGGUCAGACCUAAGUUCACGGGCGACGCGAGGAAGCAGCUGUCGCGCUACGCCGAAGCCGCGAAGAAGAUGAUCGAAUCGAGGGCGGCGUCUUCCGAGAGUCGAAAGGUGGUGAAGUGGAACGCGGAGGACACAUUUCAAUGGCUGAGAAGAACGGUAGGCGCCACGUUCGACGAUUUUCAAGACAGGCUCGCCCAUCUAAAGCGACAGUGUCAACCGCACCUCACGGAGACCGUCAAAGCCAGCGUGGAGGGUAUAUGUCUGAAGAUUUAUCACUUAUCGACGGAAUACGCGAAGAAAGUGAAGGAUAAGAACAAUCAGAUUCUCAAAGAUAAUGGUCUAGGAGACAUUAUACCCUUAGGAGGUCCGGUUAGUACGCAGAGAAAGGUUUGGUGUUACUCAGUGCAGUUCUCUCUACCCACACCGAGACUUCCGCAGGUGGAUUACCUCCCGGAACGCGAGCAGACGAUGCUGCGCUUUCACGGUGACACUAUGUAUAUCAACAACACCCACCUCACCAAACUGGAACAUUUGUAUAGGCACAAUUGUUACGACGACAAAAAGUUCGAAAUGUUUCUACCACGCGUUUGGUGCAUGCUGAAACGUUAUCAGACAUACUUAGGGAACAAUGAGGGCCAAGCGACGCAGAUGGCUCUCCCGGUGACGGUUUUUGAAUGCCUUCAGAAAUCGUUCGGCGUUACGUUCGAAUGUUUCGCUUCGCCUCUAAAUUGUUACUUUCGGCAGUAUUGCUCAGCAUUUGCCGACACGGACUCGUAUUUCGGAUCGAGAGGACCAUUUUUGGAUUUCAGGCCGAUCAGUGGCUCGUUUCAAGCAAAUCCCCCCUACUGCGAGGAACUCAUGGAAGCGAUGGUCAAUCAUUUCGAGCGUCUGUUGGCCGAUUCGCCGGAGCCCUUGUCAUUUGUGGUAUUUCUACCGGAAUGGCGAGAUCCGGCGCCUAACGCGCUUAUAAAGCUCGAAGGGAGUCACUUUAAACGCAAACAAGUAGUCGUACCUGCUAUGGAACACGAAUACAGACACGGAUUUCAACAUUAUAUUUCAAAAGGCGAGGUGAACAUCCGAGCGGUGCACGGCACACUGGUGGUGUGGCUGCAAAAUCCAGCCGGCGCGGCACGAUGGGGACCCACGGAGGAUCGAGUCGAGGCCUUAUUAGAAGCCUGGCGACCCGGUCGAGAACGGGAGAGGGACAGACAAGAGCUUCUCUCCCCGCCGAGGCAGACGCAUCAGCCGAUACCAUCGACGCCAGUACCUGUACCGACGACGCCGACAACUGUGACAACGCCGACUGUGCCACCCAUACAGACGCUACCCAGUCAUUCUGUAUAAUUGUUGAACAAUCUUCUCGAGAGAAACGUAUAAAUAGUUUCCGCGCUUGAAAAUGAAUAUUAUCUAUAAAUAUUACCUAUCUUGUAAUAUAAUUUACUUCCUUUCGUUAAGGAAAUUCACAUUUUGUAUUUUAACACACAUACAUACAUAUAUGUGUAUAUGUAUGCAUAUAUGUAUGUAUGAAAGAUAAGAUGUAAAAAUGAAAAAUGUUAGGUAGUUAUAUAUUCAGAGAUAAAUUAAACAAAGAUAAUAUAGAGUUAUCUAUAUACAUAUAUAUAUAUAAACGUUACUUUAUAACCAGCCACACUUUUGUGCUGAUGAUAAAACCCCUCGAUGUUGUAAAUAUCAUUUGCAUUUUGAAACAAUCUCGUAGAAAUUUGUUCACAUGUAAACCGAUGAUUAUUCGGCCUCUUUUUCGCUUCAAUCGGCAGGGGAAUACGAUUUCACAUUAUUUACUUCAGUAAUAAAAUUAAAAUAUAAGAAAAAUACACUGAGAAACAUAUACACAUCUUAAUUUCAAUAGAGAUAUAAAAGGUUUACUUAUCAACAAAUAUAUAAGCACACAUUGCAGAAAGUCUAAACUUUGCAGUAGUGGUUAAUUGUUAUUGAUCAAUGUGUUAGACUUUGUGACAUGUGUGAUGCUUUUUAAAUAUUAGAUAUAUUUGCUAUGCAAGAAAAUUGAUACUAUUGAUUAAAAAUGUCAGAAAAUGUUUAAAUUUAGAAUGCAUGUGUGUGUACAGGAACAUAUAUGUGUAUAUAUGCGAAUGUGUAAGUGGUAGGGACGUAUGUAUCGUCUGUAAUCACCUGUAUUUCUGCUUAUUUCUGUAGCCACGGAGAAAAUUUUUUAUCAGAAAAUUAUGCGAUAAAAAUCGUUUAUCAUAUAUUUUUAACCAUGACAAUCUUCUUUUUUAAUAUCAGGGAUAGAAAGAAGAGCUGAGCUGUGUAUCUAAUUUUAAUAACUCUUUAGCUGUGCAAUAUUUUAUAUCAGUUUGUAAGUGGCUACAAGUCAGUAAGGAAAGGAAUGUAUAGAUUAAACUCUCUGCAGGAAAGAGCACAUUUUUUAUGAAUUAACAAAUAUUUACACGCGCAUCUUACAUAGAUGAGAUAUAUUUAACAUUACAGUUUUUCGUAUUAUUUCUUUUUUUUUGCUUUGCAUUCAAAUUCUAUUGUGAAUAUUUUUUUAGAGAUUUUACAAAUUUAAUAGAGAUAGAACAUUUGUGUUAAAGAUAUCAAUGAUAAAAAAAUUUCACAAUCCUUUCCAUGUCAAGCAUAUCUACAUUAGAUGUAGCGUAUAUCGGGGGAGAAUAGAUGGAUCACGUAAAGAAAAAAAAAACAAGAUGCAAACUUAGAUAUGGGUAUAACAGGGCUCUCUAGACGCACACUCAUAAAUAAUACAUCGGGAAAAAAUUAUACAUACAUAUAUGCAUUACUGACUCAAUUUGAUUAGAAAGAUAUAUCGUCUAGUUUCAAUCACAUUGGGCACUUUUUGAAGAAAAAUUUAUAUUUGCAUCUUAUAAAUUUUAUAUAUUUUUUAUUGCGAAUAUAUAUGCUAAUGUGCGUGUAUGCUAGUAUGUAUUUGUAUCUGUAUACAUAUACAAGUGCAUACAUGCGCAUGCGCGUGUAUAGUCAUUUUAACACAUACAGAAAAAAAUUAUAUAUAUAAGAAUAUUUAUGCUUAUAUAAUUGAUAGUAAAUAAGACAAUACGCGCGUAAAAGCUAAAUAUAAGUUAUGUUUUGUGAGAUACUAUUGUUUUACAAGCAGCAGAGACGAUGUAUCCAUGAUUAGGUUGCACUUAUAGCUUAAUUAGUAGAGUUCAGAUAGGAAAUUUUUAUUGUAAAUCUUUAUACAAUUAGAGAAUCUGUAGUAUAUAUAUUUAAUUAAGGGAAAAAUAUUAUUUUUAUGUUUAAUUAUACUUUAGAUUAAAGAGAUCAAUUUCGCUCAUAUAGUGAAAGAAUACGCCAGAGCUUCUAGAGCUUCUAUUUAUCGUAUAUACAUUAUAGAACAUAAGAUAAUUACUUUUUGCCAUACACAUGUUCCACACAGCAAACGUAUUAGCAUUUUUUUAAAGUGAGUAACACUUGAAUUCUUUAUACAUUUUACUUGUGAAUAAUUGGACAAUGUGUCUGAUGUAACGUUUAUUGUACAAAGAUAAUCUUAAAAGGAUGGCCCUGCAAAAUGUUAUCUUCUAAGAGAAAAUUUAAAUAAAGUUAAGGGAGGGAAUUUAUAAAAUUUUAAACACAUAAGAAUAUGACAACCAAGUAAAAGUGCUAUAUUUAUGAAAACAAACAUCACAAUUUGCUUCUAUUAACGAAUUUAUUUCAUCUGUUAACUUGAACUUAUUGAACUUUGCUUUGCACAAUCAUGGGUGAAGUUACAUUUUCAAUGUUACAAGAUGACUCGAGAAACGAAUUAACAGUUUUCAAUAACAGCCGUGCUUCAUCAUUUUCACACAUCAAGUUGUACACAGACAGAUCUUGUGCGUCUGUGAUAAUAUCCUCCAAUACGUUUUUCAGUGCUCGCAAAUCAAACAAACAGUGAUUAUAUCCAAAAUGAUAUUUGCGAAAACUGACAACUUGAUUUUUCUUCAACAUAGCAUGUAAACGAUUCUUAGCAAUAAAUGAUAUAAACUCGA
Messenger RNA from Nylanderia fulva, 4992 nucleotides. RefSeq names its product Phosphorylated CTD-interacting factor 1 (gene Pcif1). Gene Ontology annotation, cellular component: nucleus. The record is from RefSeq and is a predicted model, not a curated record. Gene Ontology annotation, molecular function: RNA polymerase II C-terminal domain binding; mRNA (2'-O-methyladenosine-N6-)-methyltransferase activity. NCBI's taxonomy places the organism in Eukaryota, Metazoa, Arthropoda, Insecta, Hymenoptera, Formicidae.